AGCGGGAGGGCGGGAGCGAGGCACCCCUGAGGGUUGGGCCGACGCCUGCGCGCUGAGGGAGAUCCGGGUACUUGGCAGGAUGAGAGCGGCUUUCCAAGAUGGCGGCGGAGGGAGGAGGGAAGGAAAUGAACGAAAUUAAGAGCCAGUUCACCACCCGGGAAGGCCUGUACAAGCUCCUCUCUCACUCCGAGUACAGCCGCCCCAACCGCGUCCCCUUCAACUCGCAGGGCUCCAACCCGGUCCGCGUCUCCUUCGUCAACGUUAACGACCAGUCCGGGAACGGCGAGCGCAUCUGCUUUAACGUGGGCCGCGAGCUCUACUUCUACAUCUACAAGGGCGUCAGGAAGGCCGCGGAUUUAAGCAAACCGAUCGACAAACGGAUCUACAAGGGGACGCAGCCCACGUGUCAUGACUUUAAUCAUCUCACAGCAACGGCAGAGAGCGUCUCACUGCUGGUCGGGUUCUCCGCCGGCCAGGUUCAGCUCAUAGACCCCAUUAAGAAGGAAACCAGUAAGCUCUUUAAUGAGGAGAGGCUAAUAGACAAGUCCAGAGUAACCUGUGUAAAAUGGGUCCCAGGCUCGGAAAGCCUUUUUCUCGUAGCUCAUUCCAGUGGGAACAUGUACUUGUAUAAUGUGGAGCACACGUGCGGUACUACAGCGCCCCAUUACCAGCUACUGAAACAAGGAGAAAGCUUUGCCGUUCAUACAUGCAAGAGCAAAUCCACGCGGAACCCUCUACUGAAAUGGACUGUGGGAGAGGGAGCCCUCAACGAAUUUGCGUUUUCCCCAGAUGGGAAGUACUUGGCGUGUGUGAGUCAAGAUGGCUUCCUCCGAGUGUUUAACUUUGAUUCCGUAGAGUUGCAUGGUACUAUGAAAAGCUACUUUGGUGGACUCCUUUGCGUGUGUUGGAGCCCUGACGGGAAGUACAUUGUAACAGGUGGGGAGGAUGACCUGGUCACCGUUUGGUCUUUUGUGGACUGUCGAGUAAUAGCUAGAGGCCAGGGUCACAAGUCUUGGGUAAGCGUGGUGGCAUUUGACCCCAAUACCACUAGCGUAGAAGAGACUGAUCCUAUGGAGUUUAGCGGAAGCGAUGAAGAUUUCCAAGAACUGAUCAACUUUGGUAGAGACAGGGCCAAUAGUACGCAGUCAAGGUUGUCUAAACGGAACUCUACAGACAGUCGUCCAGUUAGUGUGACCUAUAGAUUUGGCUCGGUAGGCCAGGACACGCAGCUCUGUUUAUGGGACCUCACGGAAGACAUUCUUUUCCCUCAUCAGCCUUUGUCAAGAACAAGGACACAUACCAACGUCAUGAACGCCACCAGUCCACCGGCGGGAAGCGGCGCCCCUAAUCCAGGUAGUAAUGGCAACAGCAUUACCACGCCGGGCAACACCGUACCUCCCCCUCUUCCAAGGUCCAACAGCCUUCCCCACUCUGCUGUGUCCAACACUGGCAGCAAAAGCAGCGUGGACAGCGCCAUCGCUUCCGGCGUCAGCAAGUUCGCCACCCUGUCCAUCCACGACCGCAAGGACAGGCACCAUGACAAAGACCACAAGAGGAACCACAGCAUGGGACAUAUAUCUAGCAAGAGUAGCGACAAACUCAACCUAGUUACAAAAAAUAAAACGGACCCGGCUAAAACAUUGGGGACCCCUCUUUGCCCCAGGAUGGAAGACGUACCUUUGUUAGAGCCUCUUAUCUGUAAAAAAAUAGCACACGAAAGACUAACGGUGCUCAUUUUUCUUGAAGACUGUAUAGUCACUGCUUGUCAGGAAGGAUUUAUUUGCACAUGGGCCAGGCCUGGUAAAGUGGGUUUAUUAUCCUCCCAAAACCAAGCGAAUUCUCCAAGUGGGACUGUAGUAUAGCCCACGACACCACCUACCGCUAGUGAAACAUUAACACCCCAGGACCAGACGUAAUGACAGAGGAACCAGGAAAUAAUCUUCAGCUGCAGAAUAUCCAUUUAGAACAAAAA
This is a messenger RNA of Nanorana parkeri, 1972 nucleotides long. RefSeq names its product WD repeat domain 20 (gene WDR20). Gene Ontology annotation, molecular function: protein binding. The coding region runs from base 99 to 1862 and encodes 587 amino acids. The transcript has 4 exons. NCBI's taxonomy places the organism in Eukaryota, Metazoa, Chordata, Amphibia, Anura, Dicroglossidae. The record is from RefSeq and is a predicted model, not a curated record.